This is a messenger RNA of Notolabrus celidotus (New Zealand spotty), 5028 nucleotides long. Its product is annotated as E3 ubiquitin-protein ligase pellino homolog 2. Gene Ontology annotation, biological process: protein polyubiquitination; regulation of Toll signaling pathway. Gene Ontology annotation, molecular function: protein binding; ubiquitin protein ligase activity. The coding region runs from base 299 to 1585 and encodes 428 amino acids. The transcript is spliced from 7 exons. Lineage: Eukaryota; Metazoa; Chordata; Actinopteri; Labriformes; Labridae. The record is from RefSeq and is a predicted model, not a curated record.
AUGCCCCACUCCCUGCCGCUAGCCGUUGUUGUACCCUAUGCUACCGAGCAGAGAUGUUGCGUUACUAACUAGCUUCAGACUGGGAUUUUAGCCAUGAAAAAGAUGCUUCUUCACAGGAUUAAAACAAUAAAAGAAAUAGCAAAAAGUCGGGAAAAACUUUGCCGAACUAUAUCCAAACUUUAAUAGACCGAAUCCCAAAUAACUUCCCUUCAGUUUCGAGUGUGUUAGCAUUGUUUUAUCUCCCCACUAUUGCCAGCAUUGGACGCGUUUUAUUUUUCUUCUGGAGGAGUCCAGUCUGAUGAAUUCACCGAAAAGAGACGGAGAUGAUGAUGUGCCCGUUAAAGACCCGGUGAAAUACGGCGAGCUGGUCAUUUUGGGUUACAAUGGCUCUCUUCCAACCGGAGACCGUGGGCGCAGGAAGAGCCGUUUUGCUCUUUACCGACGAGCCAAAGCCAACGGCGUCAAACCUAGCGCUGUGCACAUCCUCAACACCCCACAGGACAGCAAGGCUGUCCACAGCAGGGGGCAGCACAGCAUCUCUUUCACUCUGUCCCGAAACCAGACAGUGGUGGUGGAGUACUGCCAUGACAACAACACAGACAUGUUCCAGAUUGGACGCUCCACAGAAAGUCCCAUUGACUUUGUGGUGACAGACACCUCUGGAGGGGGAAAGGAGGGCGAGGACCCCUCGAUCGCUCCCAGCACCAUCUCACGUUUUGCCUGCAGAAUCGUGUGUGAGCGCAACCCACCUUACACAGCUCGCAUCUACGCUGCUGGCUUUGACUCAUCCAAAAAUAUCUUCUUAGGGGAAAAAGCAACCAAAUGGAAAAACCCUGAUGGACAUAUGGAUGGCCUGACGACCAACGGAGUGCUUGUGAUGCACCCAGAGGGGUUCCCAGAGGACCCCAAGCAGGGUCUGUGGAGGGAGAUCUCUGUGUGUGGAGAUGUCUACGCCCUGCGAGAGACUCGUUCUGGACCCAGCCGGGGCAAACUGGCAGAGGGUGAGAGCAGCGUAUUACGUGAUGGCUCCCUCGUCGACCUGUGUGGUGCCACCCUGCUGUGGCGCACAGGUGAGGGAUUGUUGCGUGCUCCCACCCUGCGUCACCUGGAAGCACUACGCCAGGAGCUGAAUGCAUCCCGACCUCAGUGUCCUGUAGGCCUCAGCACACUGGCAUUCCCCAGCCUGCCACGCAGCCACAGCCUUGAGGAGCGUCAGCCCUGGGUCUACCUCGCUUGCGGCCAUGUCCACGGACGACACGAUUGGGGCCAAAGAUCUGAAGGACAGGAGAUGCCAGGAGAGGGUGAGGGAUCCACAACACGCAGAGAAUGUCCCCUGUGCAGAAGCGUGGGUCCAUAUGUGCCACUGUGGCUGGGCUGUGAGCCUGCGGUGUAUGUGGACGCCGGAGCCCCAACACAUGGUUUUGUGCCGUGCGGCCACGUCUCCUCAGAGAGGACAGCCAGGUACUGGGCCGAGACCCCUCUUCCCCACGGGACGCACGCCUUCAGACCUAUCUGCCCCUUCUGCUCCACUGCCCUCAGCACCCCUGGCUGGACGCGGCUCAUCUUCCAGGGCCCGAUCGACUAGUUGCAACUCCUCAGCAAUCACUCUCACUCUCACAGUAACAGAAACAGAACAAUGCCCGAGCUUUGUUCAUGAUGAAAUGUUGAUCAGUAUGGAUAGGUUAUUAAUUCGGAGUCACAAAAGCAUGUGUGUUCUACACCGGGGUCACACAUUCUGUGUGUAACAAACACUAUUCAAUAUUGUUCCUGAAUGCAGCUCAGGGCAGAAAAGUCCCUCCCCUCGAUUAUCCGUACAUGCUUGAUGAUUGGUGUAAGAUCUUGAAGAAUUGACAAGAAAAGGUGAAUUCAAUUUUCUCUGAACUUUCUCUGAACCAGUCAGCUAUCAUGGAAAAGUUUGCUGUUUUUCAUGCCAACCAAAACAACACAAGCAGAUUUCACUCAUGACCAACCCUCACCAAAAGAUAGCUCCCGUAAAUGUACAUGUGUAUACACACAGGAGCUGAACUAAUGCUGCUCGCCCCUUUUCAAAUAAUUAUUUUAACUUUGUAAUAAAAACACCACACUCGCCACUGAUAUAUUCAUCAUCAUUGAAGAAAAAUGAUCCUAAUAAUGUCUGUUUCAGAAGCCAUGUAUAAAAUAACAAGUAUCUUUUUGCACAUAAGAAAAGAAUGGCCUUUUCCUUAGCUGGUCUGCAGCAUCUGUCUGCCCUUUACUCAGUGAUACACCACCGCUUGCACUACUUGGCCUGAUAUCCAACCACCUCCUUAAUUUUAAAACAUGUUACUGUAAUUACUGCUAAAUGCUGCAACUCAUUAAUAUUUUCCCUUUAAUCGCCUUCAUCUUUGACUCACACUCUUUUUAUAGAUUGCACACGUCCCCAUUUUCCCUCUUGAAUGAACGGCCAAUUUGUACUCAGCUUUAUUCUCAGUGGACUUUGUAAAGUACUUAGGGUAAAUGUGUGAGGUUAAAAGGUAACAUAAAGAGGCGUCUUUGUAGCAUGUCGCGGGAUUCACGCAGGAAAUAUCAUCCCAGUCAUCCACAGUUUUUAUCAUCCUCAUGUAUCCUUAUAGUAUGAAAUCUAUGCAGAGAGACCCCAUACACGAGAUCUCUUGUGUAGCAAAAGGUUGGAAUGAAAGCCUGCAGACUGUUUGAUUAUCUCCACAUCUCUGGAGGGAACACUCUACACUGUCAGAUCACAACACAAAGACAUCACCUGUUGAGCCUAGAUCUUAUCCUGAUCAUCAAGCAGAGCGAGGAUAAGCCAGGGUGAGGAAUGAAACUGGGUAUAAAUCCACUAUAUAACUCUCUACAGCAAUAAGAGCACUCUCAUAGAUAAGCUAGAUGUUGUGCUAUGUUUAGCCAAGAGUUUAAGUCGGCGGAUACUUCAAACAUGGCUGAAUGGUUUUCGGGUUAAGGGCUUAACCAGAGGUGUGUUCAAUAUUACCGUUUGUGAUUGAAGAGUGUGUGAUUAAACCAAAGUACUAGAAUAUUAAGAUGAGCAAUUAAAACCAUGAUGUUUAUUUAAAUACUCAUUUCAGAUGCAUUAGUGAGAAACAUGUGCUAACAGAAACUAGCACAGUGUGAAUUUGAACACACUUCUGGUUAGUGAAUUAUGUGAAACAGGGUCCAUGUCAUUAAGAUGGAGUGUCAUAAAGGUUUGAACUUGUGUAACCUCAAAAGAUAACUUUUUUUUUUGUUGUUUUAAAGAGACGUAUUUUGUUAGGAAAUGGGGAGGGAUUUAUUUGGGGGAAGGGGGACAAAUUCUUUUAGGUGUUCAGUGUUUAAAAAAAAAACUAUUUUUCUAACUGAUAAUUGGUUCUAGUUAACUGUUGUUACUCAGUGUAAGCAACUUCUGUAUGUUUCUGAAUAUUCUCGUGUGGUAGGUGUAGGAGAGCUUGUGAGUGCGAAAACAUUGCCAACACUGUGUCCAACAAACACACACUCAACACACUGCUACCGUAAAACAUUGCCCAGACAAUGAAUGUAGCCAAAUACUCAGGCUAUAUUUAGCCUUCCCUGGUGCUCAUAUUGAAUGGUCUAUAUUGUGAUACUAUUUUUGUAACUGAAUAUUAUGGUGUAGCUUGGUGAUCUAGCUCGAAAAGAAAAAAAAAUCGGAAAAUUCCAAUAAUAGCCUCAAGUAUGGAAGACGUAUAACUGAUAAUACACGCUCACAUGGAAAUUGUGUCUAGCUUGCAUGUGCUGAACGUACACAUACAGUAUGUACACUACAUGGACACUUACUCGAAAACUUUGCACGGUUGAACGCCAACCUGGUAUUCAUGCUGAAAGCGUUUGUCGCAGACCAAGAUGUCUUCCGAGUCCUCUGUUUUUCAAAGUGCAGCAUUUCAGUUUGGUUUGGUUAUGUUUCUUUUUGUCCGGGAGACCUGUAAAAAAGAAAAAAAAAAUUGAGCAAGCAAGCCUAAAAAAAAUCCUCAUACUUGAUGGAUGUGUGACGUUUGUGAAUGAAACCUAUUGAAUCCCACUUUGUACUACUAUGCUAAUAUUUUUCACCAAAUUCACUGCAGAAAGAUGUCCACACUUGUCUUCAGUUUGUAUUUAGGCCGGUAAUGGAUUAUUUCACACUCACAAGAAGUCAGCCCCUCUGUCCCCCAAAAUGCAUUUUUGUGUCCAUUCAAAGUCUAAAUACAAGCUGGAAACUCCCUGCAGUGCGGUGGAUAAUGGAUGCAGUGUUGAUAAUUACUGUAGCUCAGGAUUAGGGAUUUCAGAUUCACAGCUGGUGAGGCCUGAAAACGCCUAGUGGAGGACAGUCUCACUCUAAAGGUCUGUCUAAUGCAGAACAAGACGUUAGAUGUGAGGGAACAAUCUAAAGCGAAGGCAGGGAUAGAAGUCCAGGAUCAGUCUCACAAAGGAGGUCAAACAGUGAGUCAGACAGGCUGUGAAAACAUCUCGAUCAGCUGCCCUUUAGUGAGCACGCCAAAUCCAACGAAUCCUGCUUUUGAGAUGAUAUAUAUAUAACGACUAAAGUAACACCAUUGGCAUGUGAAUGGAAGAAAUGUUGCAGCACCCUCAUUGGCUUCUAGUUGGAGACCUUUCAUAUUUAUUUUUUGUAGCUUACUUUCUUUUCUUCUCUUUUGUUUAACCCACAUUUUAACCCUCUUUGGGAUUUAGGUGUCCAUAUGCAAUAUCCUCUCUUUGUUUUUUUUAGAUCUUAGUAUUUUCAGAUACAGUAUUUUAGCGUGGCAUCAAGCUGUUUAAUACCACCAGUUAACAUCAGUAGCUCUUCCUUAAUUUUUUUUUUAAUGUUUGUAUCAAUUGACCUGCAUUCCAGAUCGCAAAACCUCAACUUAUGAACUCAUCUUAUUCCAGGUGAGUGAGUAGCUGACACUUAUUAUACAGCAUAAAAACCUCACAGUUAUUAAUGCAUUCCUUAACAUACAUCUGUGUUAUGUACAGCUGUUUUGUAUUAUUUUAUAUCAUACUCUCCUGUAAUCGUCCGGUGCACAGACAAUCGCUAUACACAUGUCAAUAAACCUGUUCAAAAAGUAA